AUGCCGAAGACAGCUAGAGCUAAAGCAACAAAUACUGUUGCUACAAGAAGAUCUAGUCGGCUUGCUUCUAAAAAAGUGGAAGAACCCACAGCAGCCGCCGCACCAACUCGAACGUCUAAGGCGAAAAAGACAAACAAAACACGUCGUCAAAAGACAGAUCCCGAGGCUGAAAAAAGUUCAGAGGAUAAAAGUAAUGCAGAGGCCCCAACACAGGACGCCCCCGCUCCAACUGAUACGAAUGUUAGUACUACUAUACCGUCAGCUCAAGAAUCGACACAUGCAACGAAUAUUGAUAAUGCUAUCGAGCUGACAGCUCAAAGUCAAGCGUUAUAUUAA
Acaulospora morrowiae is the source of this 336-nucleotide messenger RNA. The record is from the annotation of a GenBank genome assembly. Lineage: Eukaryota; Fungi; Glomeromycota; Glomeromycetes; Diversisporales; Acaulosporaceae.